Ostrea edulis (European flat oyster) is the source of this 2363-nucleotide messenger RNA. RefSeq names its product dolichyl-diphosphooligosaccharide--protein glycosyltransferase subunit 2-like. The coding region runs from base 72 to 1967 and encodes 631 amino acids. Lineage: Eukaryota; Metazoa; Mollusca; Bivalvia; Ostreida; Ostreidae. Gene Ontology annotation, cellular component: oligosaccharyltransferase complex; membrane. Gene Ontology annotation, biological process: protein N-linked glycosylation. The transcript is spliced from 20 exons. The record is from RefSeq and is a predicted model, not a curated record.
GCACCGUGGCUUUGAUGGAAACUAAGGACAGAUAACUCUCGAGUUUGCCGACGCUACACCUCAGCACAAAAAUGGCGAAGGUGACGCCAAUAUUAUACUUAUUUGCGGUUGCUGUUUUGGGCCAAGCCCUUACUCCAUCAACAUUCCUUACAACGAUAGAUCAGGAUAGACUGAAGAAAGUGUUCAAAUCCACCACGCCCUACACAGACCUACCCACAGUUCACUACUCAAUUUUAGGACUGAAAUUGCUGGGUGAUACAAGCAUCAAUAAUCAGGAAAUAUGUAGCACUAUAUCAAAAUUAGUCGAUAAUAAAAGUGUCGCCUCCCUGUAUCACGCAUCAGCUGUAGCCAAAGGGAUAGGCAACUGCAAGUUUCCUGUUGGAGAUGCCCAGAAAGUUCUGAGUGAAGCCAUCAAGGAUUCCGUGCCUGUGGCUGAUAUUUUCUACGCAUUCUCUGCCUUAAAAAACCUAGGUUUACAAGUUGAUAAUGCCAAAGUUACUUCAUCAUUAACGGAGGCUCUGAAAAAGGAUGAUUCACCCCAGAGUGCUGGGUAUGGAUUCUUUGUCGCCUCUCAGUUAACUGGUGACACAAAGAAAAUAUUUGAUAGUAUUGAAGACAUUGUUGCACAGGCUGAUGAAGUAGAUGAUAAAUAUUUACAAUUUGAGGGAGGUCUGUACACCACAGCUUUAGUUAUAGACGGAGCAUACAGACUGGCAGCCAAAGAGAAGAAAGCUCCCACCAUGUCAGGUGACAAAGUUGUGAAGUUUGCUAACUAUUUCCUGAGUAGAAAACAUGUUCAUCAGCUAAGAGCAGCAUACCAGCUUGUGUCUGUCAUCAAAACUCUCACUGAUAACCAGUUCCACAUUCCUGUAGCUAUCACUCUUGCAAGUCCUGUUGCAGUAACCACUUCAUCUCCAAAUGUACAGGUUAAAGUGACCAAUCUGUUGGGAGGGAGCAUUGGUGCUCUCACGGUGACCGCAGACAGUGCCAAACAUAUUGGCAGUGAAGCCAUCGUACUGAGCAAAAAACAACUGGCAGCUAAAGACAGCUCAACAUAUGAACUGAACUUUAUGCAGGCUAAACCUGUCCGUGGGUUUUACAAGCUUAUUAUUAGUGCUAAACCCAGCAAAGAAGAUAAGAAAUUGUUAGGCCUGACAGGGGCUGAGGUUGAAGUGAAGGUGACUACACAAGUUUCCAUUGAGAAUGUAGAGAUAGGUGUAGCAGACAAAGACCAAACUACAGCAGCAAGAACCACAAAACUACAGUUUCCAAAUAAGGCAGCAAAUGUAUUUGAAGCAGACUACCAUCAGAAGAUCAUUCUCAGAUUCCAACUGAAGGACAAGUCUGAUGGAAGCCAAUUGUCUGCACAUCAGACCUUCCUGAAACUUACCAACCAGAAAACAAACCAGGAAAUCAUUUUUGUUGCAGAUGCUUCAAGCAACAAGUUUGACUUGGACAUUGGUAGCAGUUCUAGUCAGUUUGGGUACCUCUCUGGAAAGUACAGCAUGGAGCUGAUAAUUGGAGAUGCUGUGAUUGAAAAUCCUUUCUCAUGGACCAUUGGUGAUGUUUCACUGAACUUCCCAGAAGGCCAGGCAUCAAAAGGCAAGGGAUCUGACCGCUAUUCCAAGAGACCAGAAAUCAAGCACAUGUUCCGUGAGCCAGAAAAGCGUCCCCCUGCAGUAGUGUCCACCGUCUUCACAGUCCUGGUUCUGUCCCCUGUCCUCAUUCUUGUUCUGUUGUGGAUGAAGAUUGGCGUAAAUGUUUCCAAUUUUCCAAUGUCCGUCAGUGCUCUUGGAUUCCAUCUCUGUCUCGCAGGUGUAUUUGGACUCUAUUACUGUUACUGGGUCCAGCUGAACAUGUUCCAGACAGCUCGCUAUCUUGGCUUACUAGCACUGCCAACAUUCAUCUUUGGAAAUAGAUUAUUAAGUGGAAUAGCUUCUAAAAGAAAAGGGGAGAAGAAAGUUUGAAGCAAACAUUAAUUAUUAGCAGUUGAUAAAUUACAAAUUAAAGUUAUUGUUAUGUAUGUAUGUGUUUAAUACUUAUUCUGAGAAGUUAUUUAAGUUAUUUUUUUCUUAGUUUAAAAGUGAGUCUGAGAGAAACUUUCAAAACAAUUUUUUUGUUAUUCCAUACUGAAAGGAGAAUGUCUGGUUUGUAAACUAUUUUUUGAAAAUUCUUUGUUUUUUUAAUUUUUUGUUUAAAUCAAAAGACUUUUCCUUCAAACUUAAAUUCACACAUCGAUAUGUAUUCAGUUUACAUCUAAUGUGUAUUGUAGUUGCUAUUGUGAUGUUAGUGAUCUAAGAGAGGUACAUUUCUUCAUGAGCUGUCAUUCAUAUCUUUCAUGGAAAUAAAUUUUAUGUAAAAUA